GCGGCGCGAACACCGUGCGCAGUCGGCCCCGGGCUCCAGCGGCGCGCGCGCAACCGACACUCCCGCGCCGCGUCACUCAGCGCCAUGACCGAGUACGCAGAGUACGACUGGAGAAUCCGGCAGAUGCAGGACGAGCGCCUCUGCGAGGUGGCUAGGAAACGACUUAGUGACGGCGACCGGCAACGCGCACUCGACGGAUUGAAAGAAGCUAUCGACUCAAGUUUAAACCUCGCCCUGCGCGACAAGAGCCGGUGUCAGGACGACAACUUCCUGCGGCGGUUCCUGUACGCGCGCAAGCACGACGUGCAGCAGGCGUUCGAGCUGGUGGUGCGCUACCACCAGUAUCGGCGGGAACACGCGGAGCUGUGGGCGGUGGCCGAUGGCGGCGUGCUGCGCGCGCUGGCCGACGGGCUGCCGGGCGUGCUGGCAGAGCGCGACCGGCGCGGACGCUGCGUGCUACUCAUGUUCGCGGCCAACUGGACGCCACACGCCUGCCCACUGCUCGCAGUCUACCGUGCACUGCUGCUCACGCUCGAACGCACGCUCCAGGACGUACAAAACCAAGCCAACGGAUACGUUAUCAUUGUUGAUUGGACCGAGUUUACAUUCAAACAAUCGUGCAAUUUACAAGCAAAAGUGUUAAAGUUGAUGAUUGAUGGCCUGCAGGACUGCAUGCCGGUACGGUUUAAGAGCAUACAUUUCAUCGGGCAACCGUGGUAUGUGGAGACCGCUCUGGCUGUGAUCAAACCGUACCUGAAGGCGAAGACGAGGGAACGCAUUGUGUUGCAUGGAAACAAUCUGUCCACUCUGCACGACGCUCUACCUCUGGACAUACUUCCGGCAGAGCUGGGCGGUGAGGGACCCUCGUAUAAUUCAGAGCGCUGGUUGAAAGAAUUCUGUCGAGGAGAAAAUAUCAGUCCUGUAAUACCCCCCACAUCGACGAACGUGGCAAAUGAAAACGACCCACCUUCGGCCAAACUGGACAAGGCGUAUAAACAAAAGGACAGUCCCAACUUUUCGUUUCAUGGAAACGAGAAAAGUGCGAAAUCAGAGUUAUUGCGUGAUAAAGACUGACCUUGUGGGCGUCGCAUCGAUUGCGUUUACAAAGGACUGCUGCGCCGGCCUGCACGCCGCCCAGGCACCGGGUGCGGAGCUACGUGCAACGGAUUUGCAUUUUGUGAUAUCGUGUGUGUUGCUAAUUUAUUCUCUUUAGGGACUGCUUAGAAAUUGGUAGAGAGCGAUUGUGUAGGAGGAAUAUUCGAAUAUGACUCACGUGCAUUUAUAUGGCCUCGGAUUAAGGAGUGUUUGGUGUCGUGAUUGUUUAUGUAGAACGUCUAUAAUCGGUUUGGGUGGUUGGUGGGUUAAUUAAUGAGCCCGCGGGUGUAGCGGCGGAGGUCGCGGGAUGCGCCGGCUGCGCCCGCGCAUGUAACGGUGCCGAGUUCUCGUUUCGCGGCGUCCGCUCUCGAUCGCGCGCUGCAUCGCUCGGUCCACAUCUUUUGCACAACAAUCCGUCCUACAUCUUAUUAUUCUCAUAAAUAUAGCAUUGUAUUCAUCUAUUUAUUGUCAACUAACCCUUCAUGGCACAUUAUCUCGUUACGUCACCACAUAAUCGAUCAUUCUAUGAUAUGACAAUAACAUUAAGGUAAGAGAUAGUUACGCUUGAUCAUGUGAGGCUUAUUGCGCAUUUACUACUACAUUUAAGAUUGUUUGGAAAAUAUUCAGUGUGUCAGCGAUUUAUUUUAAUAAUAAGUCAUUGUAAGAAUGAUAUUAUUUAAGUCUUUCUAGCCAGUGUGAUGUGAUUCUGAAAGAAGCAGUAUUAAGUUAUUGUGUUUGGUAGAAUAUCAUUCAUGUAUAAUGCAUGUACCGAGCACCGGUACACAUCGUCUAUCGCUCUCACUCAUAAACUGCUCUCUUCAUUAAUAUUUAAAGAAAUGUAAAUAAUAGGCAGCUGUGACACGAGACAAUAAAUUGUAUCAUUGCAUCUUCAAUAUAAAGUUAUUGGAGGAUAAUUUGUAAAUAUUAAUCUGUGACUGAUGCAGUUAUUCAAAUUGGUACCUACCUACUUAAUUUUGAAAUAAAUGUAUCGAAUAUUCGUA
Messenger RNA from Pectinophora gossypiella (pink bollworm), 2096 nucleotides. Its product is annotated as clavesin-2-like. The record is from RefSeq and is a predicted model, not a curated record. Gene Ontology annotation, molecular function: phosphatidylinositol bisphosphate binding. The transcript has a single exon. Gene Ontology annotation, cellular component: membrane. Bases 85 to 1074 code for a protein of 329 amino acids. Lineage: Eukaryota; Metazoa; Arthropoda; Insecta; Lepidoptera; Gelechiidae.